GAUUAUCUUCACCAGCCUUCACUUCUGCUACUCGCUCUUUGUACCAGAAUGGUUUUUCCAGCUUCCUUCUCCCACUCCGCUUCUCUGCAACUCUCCGCUUCCUUCCAUGGCGAACGAACAACUUCCACUUUACUUCCCUCAUCUACAUCAUCGAACUCAUGUCCGUUCGUGGGUUCCCAGCUUGCCUUCUCCGCAUCUCUGCGCGGUAGCAAAACGAUGUCUCCGUCCAGGCUCGUGGUUUACUCGAGAAGGCUGUCCGGUUUAGAAGAAGCAAUGAAAAUGCGAAGGGAGAGGGAGCAAAGAGAAAGAAGUAAUACUAAGUUUACGAGGCCGCUUCCUUUGAGGCGUGGGAGGGUUUCUCCUCGGCUACCGGUGCCUGAUGAUAUACCUAAACCUCCGUAUGUGAGCACCAAAGAAUUGCCAGAGCUUGCUAGUGAGCAUCAGUUUCAUGACGCUGAAGGCAUUGAGAAAAUGAGGGCUGCUUGUGAGCUUGCUGCUCGGGUGCUCCAAUCUGCUGGCGAAUUGGUCAAGCCAUCAAUCACUACAAAUGAAAUUGACAAAGCUGUGCACCAAAUGAUCAUUGAUGCUGGUGCAUACCCUUCACCUCUUGGUUAUGGAGGAUUCCCAAAGAGUGUGUGUACAUCGGUCAAUGAGUGCAUGUGUCAUGGAAUACCUGAUUCUCGUCAACUGCAGGACGGAGACAUAAUAAACAUUGAUGUCACGGUCUACUUGAAUGGUUACCACGGUGAUACAUCGAAAACAUUUCUGUGUGGAAAUGUUAAUGAUAUUCUGAAACGGCUGGUGAAGGUGACUGAAGAAUGCAUGGAAAAAGGAAUAGCAGUUUGCAAAGAUGGUGCCAGUUUUAAGAAAAUUGGCAAGAGAAUUAGGUACUCCGUGACUUUGCUUUGUGAUUGGUUUCCUUUUGGUCCUUACUUUAGGUGAGAAGUAGAGCUAUCACAGUUUUUUAAGUGGUGUGAUCCAGUGGGAUGACAAGUAGUUUCG
Linum tenue is the source of this 1002-nucleotide messenger RNA. NCBI's taxonomy places the organism in Eukaryota, Viridiplantae, Streptophyta, Magnoliopsida, Malpighiales, Linaceae. The record is from the annotation of a GenBank genome assembly.